Messenger RNA from Pollicipes pollicipes, 486 nucleotides. RefSeq names its product DBH-like monooxygenase protein 2 homolog. The record is from RefSeq and is a predicted model, not a curated record. Gene Ontology annotation, cellular component: secretory granule membrane. Gene Ontology annotation, biological process: dopamine catabolic process; norepinephrine biosynthetic process; octopamine biosynthetic process. Lineage: Eukaryota; Metazoa; Arthropoda; Thecostraca; Pollicipedomorpha; Pollicipedidae. The transcript has 3 exons. Bases 1 to 486 code for a protein of 161 amino acids. Gene Ontology annotation, molecular function: copper ion binding; dopamine beta-monooxygenase activity.
AUGUUCGAGGUCAGCGCGAGGACUGACGGCUGGCUGGGGCUCGGCCUCAGCCCCACCGGCACCAUGGCCGGCGCCGACAUCGUCAUCGGCUGGGUCGACGACGACAACCAGCAGUACUUUCAGGACUGCUGGGCGGCUCAGAACGGCCGGCCAUCUGUUGACAAAAAGCAGAACUGGCAGCUGCACACGGCGCGCAGGAAUGAGUCGCACACCAUGCUACGGUUUCGCCGCGACCUCUUCACGGGCGACCCCGAUGACGUGUACAUAUCGGGUCAGCCUGUGCACGUCAUUUACGCCUGGCGGGACACGCCGCCGGUGAGCCCGGACCGACUGCAGUACCACGGCCGCCAAGGCCGCGGCGUGGUCACGCUCUGCCUCCUGCACCCCGACUGCUUCCCCCCGGCCAGUGGUGCGCCACCGCCGGUCGGGACUAACCUGGCACCACUGGUGCUGCUGCUGCUGCUGCAGCGCUGGCCCGACUUCUAA